AUGUCUGCCACUGCUACCAACACUCAAACCGAAGCCGCACAAUUGCAAUUGAACGCCGGAAGCAUCCGUCAUGCGCUAUCCGACGUGGUCAAGACCGAUGACUGGUCCGACUUCAAGUUCACACCAAUCCGUGAGUCCACUGUCUCACGUGCUAUGACUUCGAGAUACUUCAAGGACCUCGACAAGCACGCAGUCUCCGAUGUCAUCAUCAUCGGUGCUGGUUCUUCGGGUCUCUCUGCUGCGUAUGUGAUCGCCAAGAACAGACCGGACUUGAUCGUGACCAUCAUCGAGGCUAACAACUGUCCUGCAGGUGGGAGUUGGCUGGCCGGUUCGUUGAUGAGUGCGAUGAUCGUCAGAAAGCCAGGUCACUUGUUCUUGGAGGAGCUGGAGAUCCCAUUCGAGGACGAGGGAGACUACGUGGUGGUUAAGCACGCUGCGCUUUUCGCCUCGACUGUGACCUCGAAGGUGUUGCAGUUCCCUAACGUGAAGUUCUUCAACGCUACCGCUGUGGAGGACUUGGUGACCAGACCUGCCGGCCCCAACGGCGAGCUCACCGUCGCCGGUGUGGUGACCAACUGGACGCUGGUGACCCAGGCCCACGACCUGCAGAGCUGUAUGGACCCUAAUGUCAUCGAACUUGCUGGUUACAAGAACGACGGCACCCGUGACGUGAGCAAGAAGCACGGUGUGAUCUUGUCCACCACCGGCCACGACGGUCCAUUCGGCGCUUUCUCCGCCAAGCGUAUCGUGUCGAUCGACAAGAACUCGCAAUUGAAGGGUAUGAAGGGUCUUGACAUGAACAACGCCGAGGCUGACGUGGUCAAGAACUCCGGUAAGUACAAGGGCGUCGACUCGAUGUACUUUGCCGGUAUGGAGGUCGCCGAGUUGGCUGGUUGCAACAGAAUGGGCCCAACUUUCGGCGCCAUGUUGGUCUCCGGUAUCAAGGCUGCCGAGGAGAUCUUGAAGCAUUUUGCCGAGUAG
Messenger RNA from Torulaspora globosa, 981 nucleotides. RefSeq names its product thiamine thiazole synthase (gene THI4). The record is from RefSeq and is a predicted model, not a curated record. The transcript has a single exon. NCBI's taxonomy places the organism in Eukaryota, Fungi, Ascomycota, Saccharomycetes, Saccharomycetales, Saccharomycetaceae. Bases 1 to 981 code for a protein of 326 amino acids.